Molecule: messenger RNA, 723 nt
Organism: Aspergillus caelatus
Lineage: Eukaryota; Fungi; Ascomycota; Eurotiomycetes; Eurotiales; Aspergillaceae
Exons: 1
Coding region: 1-723 (240 amino acids)
Source: RefSeq, a predicted model, not a curated record
AUGGCUGCUUUCCACAAGCUUAAAAGCGACACACGACGAUUAUCUAGAAGCAUACGCCGAGUACACAUGCGCCUACUAUGGAAAAAUAAACUCGCUCAGAUAGAGCAAGCCUUCCAGAUGCUUAAGGGUUACGCCAAAACCCUAGCGGAUACUUCCAGAGAAUUCAAGGUGGCGCUGAAGGAUUGGCAGUUUAAUAGUAAGACUUGGGAGUUGGAUUUUGUGAAGAAAUACAAGAUCGUUAAGCAAGCAGAGAUCUUGAAGCUUACCCAAUGGUGCAACAAGAGAAUGCAAAGGAACUGGCGAGGGACCUUAACUAUGACAAUGCAUAUACGUGCUUGCCUGGCUCGUCUAAUCCGUUCUACACAGGAUAACACGGGCCUCCCACGGAAAGCGCCUUUCUUAGUGAACUCAAAACUGGCGAUUAUGUGCGCACAACCAAAGCACUGUUAUAUCAGAUAUAGGAAGACUAGUCUCAUGAAACCGAGAUCUAUCGUACUGGAACUACGGAACGUGAGACCAUCGACCAAUAUGAGCCGUCGGCCUGUAGCAUCCGAUGAUCAUCGGUCCUCCGGGUACUGGGAAAACCCGCGUCAUAGCCGCAACUGUCUUGCUUUUGAUUUCCCUCUUCUGAAGAUUCAACUACCGAUUCCACUGAAGAUUCUGAAUGGUUGGGCUGAGAGUCGUCCUCUGUUGGUGAAGAGACUCCUCGCUCUUCGAAGCUGA